This is a messenger RNA of Suillus paluster, 405 nucleotides long. RefSeq lists its product as uncharacterized. NCBI's taxonomy places the organism in Eukaryota, Fungi, Basidiomycota, Agaricomycetes, Boletales, Suillaceae. Bases 1 to 405 code for a protein of 134 amino acids. The record is from RefSeq and is a predicted model, not a curated record. The transcript has a single exon.
AUGUACCGGGAGUGGUUCUAUAACCAGAGAGCUGAAAAGACUCGCAAAAAGAAGUUGGGUCAGAAAUGGAAUGCCCGGUCGGUGAUAGAACAGCAGCACAAGGAGGAGAUCAUUGAAAAGACCGGAGCAAGGCCUGGAUCGGAGGAAUUCAUCAAAAGAUACCAGCCAACCCUCACUGCAGUCAUGGCCAGUCUAUCAAAAGAGCAGCUGAAGGAAGCAAAGCAGACUGCGAUAGAGUGGUCUAGCGAUGGUCCUCCUACAGAGGUCCAGGCCGAGUUUGCAAAGAAGAAAGCACCCGGUAUGAUGAAGGACCUGGCAACUCAGUUAUGGAGGCACGCCGGUAUGAGGAUAUUCAUAUUGUCCGCAUGGAAAACGGAGGAAGGCGAAGUGAGGAUCAAUGGGUGA